Molecule: messenger RNA, 6785 nt
Organism: Octopus bimaculoides (California two-spot octopus)
Lineage: Eukaryota; Metazoa; Mollusca; Cephalopoda; Octopoda; Octopodidae
Source: RefSeq, a predicted model, not a curated record
GCAUGGCCGCAGUCAAAUGACUGAAACAAGUAAAGAGUAAAAGAGUAUAUAUACAUAUAAACAAUAUUAUCAAAAUUGAUAAUAAUAUCUUCGAAAAUAUAUGUCGACACAUUAUCAAAGUAAUCCAAAUUGGUGAAAUUCCAACUGAACAUCUGAAAACAUUUUACCAGUUAAUAAACAGUAGCAAAAGGAAACACCUAAAUUGAAUUCAACUUAAGACAGUCAUUCAUUCAACCAAUAGCUAAUUUACUUUAUAAUAAAAAUAAAAAUUUAGAGCAAGAAUUUGACAUUGUCGAGGCACUCUUGGAAGCACUAUAGAGAUGUUUAAGGAUGCAUUUAGAAUUAAAUUACGGUUAAAUUGCUAGCGUUAUUACAUGCAGAUACAGAUUCAUAAUACCCGUUUGAGAAUAUGUCAUUUGUUUCCAUAGAAAGGGAAUAAAGAAUAAGAUAGUAGUUCCUCCUUUGCUUCAGCCUACGCGCUGUGCGCGAGUGAUAGUGAAGUUCCCGAUUUUCAGCUCGGCAUCCAAGUGAGAUUUGUUCAGGUGGGUACCGUUAGAAUGAAAAAAUGGCAUGUCUGUUCAGCAAUUCUAAUACUUGUUAAUGCAAUCUUUCAUUUUGAAUGUUAAACUGCUGGGUUGAUGCCUUGUGCAUACAAUAAGAAUGUCGAAACUAGGGUGGUUCGUCGAUUACGUUGUUCCAAGAGUCUUCAGCCAUGCAUUUUGUUGUUUAAUGGCAGCAGAGGAGGAAGAUUGUGUAACGACUUGACUUCGAGGAAUGUUUUAAUUUUUAACGGUUUCACAUUCGCAGUGCCGCUGAGUGAUGGCUGCUGACUGCUGAAUUUGAAGGCUUGGGUCUUCUUUCAUAUUUUCCAGGUUCUUUCCCAGUGGUUCUUUUGCGGAAACAUUUUGUUGUGCCAAUUCAUUAAGUUGGGUGGGAGGGCUCCGUCUUGUUGGGUGAAAUUCUAUGGCGGUCAGUGCUUGAUAGUCGGGUGUAUCUAUAUUUCGUUUUUUAUUCAUUGUUGUAGUUGUUCUUAUAUUUUUUUGUUUUUUCUGCUUUUCUGCUGUUGCGUUCUACGUUUAGGCGUAUUCUCAUGGAGAAAGAGAGAGAGAGAGAGAGAGAGAGAGAGAAAGAGAGAGAGAGAGAGGGAGGGAGAACGAGAGAGAGAGAGAGAGACACUUGACGUAGUUUCGGGUGGAAGAAGGCACUCCAGCUGCCCUUUCUUCAUCUGUAUUUGGAAUCGGACCCAUCGGCACUGUAUUUAAGAUAGAGGUGAGGAUAAACUUUUCCCAUUAUACCAUAUACACAAAUGCUCCUUAUAAACUUCUGGUAUAUGAAAGGAUGUGGAAAAAUUAGUGACCUUUGACUUGACGCCACGGGGGCCAAGUUUACUGCUACCUUGUACGUAGUAGCGACAAGCACUUUGGAAGGGAGGAAGUCGGGUUCUCAUUUUGAGGUGGAGUGCUGGUGAAGUGGUAGGACAAUUGUAUUCACCAAAGCUGGUGUAGUAAUGAUGCCGAGGUACUGCUGUAUGUUAGCUUGUUGAGGAUGAUUCUGACUAGCUGCAAUGAGGUCAAAUGGAGAAAUCAAAAUAGUAGUUUUCUAAUUGUUUGUUGCUGGUUAUCAGCGUACUGUGAUAGCUCUUGACCUGUUGGAACUGGAACAAAGAGUUUACAAGAUAUAAUUUAUUUCUUUGUUGCCCACAUAGAGUUAAACAAAGAGGGGACAAACAGGGGCAGACAAAGGGAUUAAGUCGAUUACAUCGACCACAGUACGUAAAUGGUACUUAUUUAAUCGACCCCGAAAGGAUGAAAAGCAAAGUCGACGAUUUCUUUAAUUUUGACAUUGAUUCACAUCUCAUUUCAGUUGAUAUAUCGCAAAUCGAGAUUUUUGCCGAUUUUUGUGUAUAUAUUAUUACCUUCAAGAUCGUUGCGGAGAUAAUACUAAUAAUUUAUUAGAGCAGUUGUUUCACGUGGUUUGGGGUGUUUUAUAAUAGAUUUCGGGUUAUUCGAAAUGAAUCGGUGGAUUGGAGUUAAUAUGAAUUGAAGCUUUGAGAAAAUACAUCUUAAACUGACAGCUGACGAUGGCAUCUAUCUAUCUAUCUAUCUAUCUAUCUAUCUAUCUAUCUAUCUAUCUAUCCCUAUCGCUUCCGGCCGACUAAAGCCUUGUGAGUGGAAAGAAGCCCGUCAUAUAUAUAUAUAUGUGUGUGUGUAUGUGUGAGUGUGUGUGUGUGUGUGUGUGUGUGUGUGUGUGUGUGUGUGUGUUUAUGGUUCCCGCUAGGAAUGGCCUCUAAAAAUAAUCUAGAUUAUACUUGUAAAGUGCAUGUUACCCACUCUCUUUCUUUGCCCGAAGUCCUAGAUUUUAUAGAUUGUCGUUUUGACAUUUACUUAGAUAGUCAAGUGCACCAAUGAUUAUUAGUAUAUAUGCAAAAAUAUGAUCACGGCAAAGAAUCUGUCAGCUUCACUGACUUUGGAAGAGAUAUUCACAUCUGCCGCGGACUUAACCUCUUUGACUGUGCGCAAUUGUUCUCUUCUUUCCAAAAUAACUCUAUCAAGUGUAUUAUGUUUUGCACAUGUUUUGAUAGGGAUAUUCUGUCAAUAUUCCUUGUAACGAUACGCAUAUAUGUAGGGAAUAGCAGGGGCGUUGAUAUUUAUUCCAGGACAGUCUUUUCUGCUGACAGAAUCGUAUAUUGUUUCAGCAAUACCAUGUUGCAGUGGGUGGUUGUACCAUAUCCUUCACAAGGGAUUGAUGCAACCGACAUUAGAGGUUACUCCUAUGGAGUUUAAGAGAUUCACUCCCCCCUUUGGUCAUCGAUAUUUCGUAGUUAUCUUCUACUUCUGUAUGGCAAAAGCGUAAGCUUUCGAAAUGUGACAUGACGGUCACGAGUCCAAGAGAGAUUUCAUUCCAUGUUAAUAUUAUUCUCUUCCUCAAGUUUACGGGAAACACAUUUUCAUAACUUUUUUGUGAUAUGCAAAGUGUUUCUUUUCCAAGUCUUCGCUGAAUUAUGCUAACCCUGCGCUUCUGGGUCAACAAGGGAGGUUAUCAGGAACUGAAUUUUUGGUGGGGAGUUCACUACUAACUCACAAGGUGUUAUUCCCUUCAUUUUUGGGUGUUUGGUUGAUGUAUUUGAUUUAACUGCUUUUGUUUGGCAGAUGCUUUCUCAGUGACAUAAUACGGCACUCAAAGGUUUUUUGCAUUGACCUUAAGACUCUUACAUUUUCUUUUUUUCUAAAAUUGAAUUUUUGUGAGAGUUUACAGUUGAUGUCAAAGUUUGUGAGUUUAAUGUCUAUGGAACGGAUUUCCUCUAUAGAACAGUGAAGUAUUCCAAAUGUUAUUGUGGGAUAUUGUCUUGAAAGAGGGAAGCUCUUAGUCAUCAGGAGUAGUGAAGGAUUUCGAGUCUUUUACCGUUCAACCCUACGUAUAGCUAACCCAACCACUAAUCAUUAUAUAUCGGCUUACGUCCCAGUAACAGCAAGCCAUAUGUUUGCCAUCCUUAUUCAAAAUCAUCCAGAAGUUUUCUCUACAGUUUUAGUAUUGGAACAUAUGGACCUUCUCUUUGUUUGCGCAAUCACUACAAGUCCAGUCAGAACUUUGCAAAGUGAUCAUCCCACAAUCCUCCAGUAGCUCGCACGAAUUUGCCAGCCUUUGCUUCUGCACUGUCCUAACAGUUAUUUAGCAGGCUGUUACCUACUCUAUUGGAGUGAGUUUGGCAGACUCAGAGCUGGUAGUGAUUGCCGUCAUUGCCUUCGACUAUCAACGUCACCCUUAGCUGUUAUGGUAGGGUCCUGUAUGCAUUUUCAAAUUCCCGCCAUAAUUUCUUGUUACGCUAGAGGCCAUUCGAUUGGCUGAAAUACUCUACAUGGUAUCGGGAUUGCAAAAACGUGGAGGGACUCAGCUCUGAGGGAUGCGUUGCACAUGUUAUUUCUUGUCCAGAUCUUUAUUAUGACCUGAUUAUUUUAAAGCUGCGUCGGUUUUUGGAGUCUUUGCUGUAUUCAUCAUCCUUAUGUCGCUUGCAUGGGGCAAAAAUUAAGUCCGACAUGUUGGAAUUCUUAGCCAUACUCCUCUUAUAAAACACCGGUAUAUGCGUCAUAUGUUUGUUUUUUAUCUUUUUUUUUGUAACACACGCUCACAUUCAUAUUAUGCUUAUACAAUAUAAUAUAUUAUUUAAAAUACGUAUCAUAAAAUAUAUAUAUUACUUAAAUAAUUUAUAGUAUAUAUAUUGGUGUAUAAAUAUAUUAAUGUAAACACCGGUAUGGAUUUUACAGCAUUUUACUCGUGACAUAUAUGUAUGCAUAUUAAUGUAUAUGUGUAUGAAUGUAGCUAUAUACAUAUAUGUAUAUAAAUAUGUUUGUGUGUAUGCAUGUGUGUAUAGAAUCUUACUGGCUAAUAUACAAAAUAUGUUCCCCAUUUUGGAUAUUGAAAAAUGGACAAUUAGAGCCUGUGGUAAGGAUCUAUUUAAUUUUUUCAUCCAUUCCGAUUUCUGAAAUUAUUCUAUUUAAAACUUAGGGUUAGCUGCUCUUGGUUUCCAGAGAACUGUCACUCAACAGCGUUUCAGAGAAAGCAGAUUGGGUCGUCCCUUUCCAGGUUAUAAUGAACUUAAAGGAAUAUCAUCAGAGCAUUUUCAAAAUAAAGAUUCCUCACAUACUAGGGAUAAAAGAUUCAGAGGUUGGAACAAUAAUUAUAUUCGUAUAAAUAUGACUUAACAUAAGUGUAGAUAAUUUUAGCUCCUGCUUAAAAUAUUGGUCGAAAUAUAAAAACAUAUCUGGAAAUUAGAUAAAAAUCAAUAUUUUAAAAUUGCUGAUUGAAAUUAUGAUUGAAUUAUAUUUCGAUUUAAUUUGAAACCUUUAGUUAUUUGUGUAUAUACAUCUAUACAAAUACACGUGCACUCAUACACACAUGCACACAUUUAUAUGUAUGUGUGUGUGUAUGUGUGUGUAUUUCAGAAUAGCUUUAAUAAUGGUUUCUAAUUUUGGCACAAGGUCAGCAAUUGUGAGGGAAUUUGUCGAUACCAUCGACCUCAGUACUUCACAGGUACUUUUUAAAAAAUUAAACCCGAAAGUAUGAAAAGCAAAAUUGACCUUGGCGUGAUUUGAACUAAGAGCGUAAAAACCCCGGAAUUAAUAGUGCAAAGCAUUUUUUCCGGUGUUCUAAAGAUUCUGCCAGCUCACCGAUUUUGGAAUAGUUUUUAAUAAUAACAUUCAUUUAUUUAUGUAUCUACUUGCCUACCAUUCUAAGAAUCAUCGAAAGCUAACUUUGAAUUUUAGAUUCCAAAACAGAUAUUAAGUCCCCAGGUAAUCUGCGCUGCCGAUUACGGACAGCUGUUGAGCGGAAAGACAGAGUAAAUCUUGAAAACAUUAUCGAAGAAUGCGAAAGUGUUGAGUAUCCAGAGCUUGGUCCUGAGCUGUAUGAAGCAAGAAAAACUCUUCAACAGCUGGGGAGCCGCUUCGAAGGUUAGCAUUGUAUUUUUAGCAUUUUAAUAAGAUAUAUUAGCAAGGGUUUUUAAAUAUCAUGAAUACAACGAACUGUCAGAAAUACUAACUCAAUUUCCCUUUACGAUAUUUCUAACACAGUUGAUUACGAAUCAUAAAACAGAGUAAGUAUAAGGGAAUAAAUGUUAAAGAUUGUAUUGCUACUUUUUAAAUAUCAGUUCACUUGAUAUAUAAAAUCUUUAUAAAUUCAUGAUAAAGUGAACAUUUACUUCAAACUUUCACAAUUUGGUACAAAAUGCCAGCUGCAUGAUUAAGGAUUUUAGAAGGGAUUUUAAGAGUUCCUCUUUAAAUAUUUAAUGUAAAUAAAAUUCUAUUUUCAUGAAUUUGUGUAGUUAUGGACCUCUAAACUAUUUCAUGGAGUCCUAACAUCCUAACAAAGUUUUCUGAUCAUUAACCGUUGCUGGUAUUUUUGUUGUGUGUAGCCGUCCUCAUGAUCAAGCAGGAUUAUUUAUUAUGAUAGGUAUUAAGCAAUUAUAUCUUUAAUAAGUUUUCAUUUAAUUUAAAUUUAAAGGAAAAUGAAAGAUCAAUAACAAUCUGAAAAACAAAAUAUAUCUUGAUGCAUGAAAUUAAGUACCAAGUGGUAUUUUAUCAAUUACCAGGGAAUACAUCACCCAGCAUUUUUCGAGACAAACUUAAGGAUAGUAUUAAGCUAAAAGAUGAAAAUGAAAUCGCAUCAGCUAUUAAGAGAUGUAUUGCUGCCGGCUAUCCUGAACUUCAAAGUGAUGUUGAUAACGCGCGAAAGUCUUUGAACAUCUUACAAGGCGGGGAUGGACAUAUUACUUCAGCAGCAAAAAUCAGAGAUCAACUAAGGACAGCUAUCAACCAGAAAAACAAAUCACUAUUAGACAAUGCAAUUUGUGAAGCUGAAGAAGCUGGUUAUCCAGAAAUCUCCGGUAUUCUUUGCAAAGCGAGAGAUACUAUGGAAAGUUUGGGUUAUGGUCGUGGAGGAGUAAAGACCCCCGAUUCCCUGCGCAUUAAACUUGACCAAGCAAAAAGACAAAACGAUAAAUCGACAUUAGAAAAUGCGAUUGAAGAAUGCAUUGGAUCCGGACAUCCAGAAUUGAUGUCUGAUAUCCAGUUAGCUCGCUAUGCUCUUGAUUUUAUGGAAGAGGACCGCGCAUCAGGUUGGUUUUAGUCAGCUUCUGCGAAAAAGCCCAUAAAUAUUGAAUUAGGCUUCAAUACUUUCUUAGCUUUUGUGACAGCUUUAAAUAGUUGUUUCUUUAAUUUCAGUUUAAAUAAAAUCUGUCAGAAUGUUCUUUUGUACAACCUUGCAUUUUUAAUAGCAUUAAACUUUCAUUA